Messenger RNA from Mollisia scopiformis, 770 nucleotides. RefSeq lists its product as uncharacterized. The transcript has 2 exons. NCBI's taxonomy places the organism in Eukaryota, Fungi, Ascomycota, Leotiomycetes, Helotiales, Mollisiaceae. The record is from RefSeq and is a predicted model, not a curated record. Bases 110 to 637 code for a protein of 175 amino acids.
ACUUUCUGUAGUUCACCGACCAACACCUUUUCCCAUCAUCAAACAACUACUUCUUCGAUCCUCCAAUACUCAAAAACUAACAACCAAACAAACAAAUCAAACCGCAAUCAUGUCUGACAAGAACACUUCCACUCUCCAAUCCUACAUCGACGGUGCAACUGGAGCUGUCCAGUCUGCCAUCGGCUCUCUUACUGGCAACACAAGCCAGGAGGGACAAGGCGAGGCCAAGAAGGACAAGGCUCAAUUUGAGAACGAUGCUUCCCACGCCACUGCUAAGCUCGGUGGCUUCACAGCAUCCAGCUCAGGUGCUGUAACCAAGGACGACCCCAACCGCCAAGAAGGUUCAUGGAACCAAACCGUGGGAUCUGCUAAGGAAGCUAUUGGUGGCCUCGUUGGCUCUGAGGACCUGAAGAAGGCUGGAGCUCAACAAAAUGCUGAAGGGAAGGGACAAGAAGCUCAAGGUCAACUCAGCGACUUCGGUUCUGGUAUCGCCAACCGUGUUGGUGGUGCUGUUCAGGGAGGUAUUGCUGGUAUCACCGGUGAUCGCGAGGCACAAUUGAAGGCUCAAGAGCAACACGAUGUUGGCAAGACCAUGCAACGUGGCGCUGAGGCGGACAUCCAGAAGCAAAACUCUUAAGAUAUGAGGGACAUUGACGAUGAGAUGAGAAAACGAUGCACGGCUUUGCGAAUGUAUGAUAGGAUGGGAAACAAGGAAUGGGUUUCGAUGGUUUUGCGUCUGCAUGGUAACUCUGUUGAGGCCAUAGAUUGAC